Ixodes scapularis (black-legged tick) is the source of this 1640-nucleotide messenger RNA. Its product is annotated as protein ALP1-like. NCBI's taxonomy places the organism in Eukaryota, Metazoa, Arthropoda, Arachnida, Ixodida, Ixodidae. Bases 198 to 1640 code for a protein of 480 amino acids. The record is from RefSeq and is a predicted model, not a curated record. The transcript has 4 exons.
CUUGCGUUUGACUGCGGUGCGUUCGGCUACGGAAGCGCGACUGCGGACCGAUGCGGAGUACGCUUGCGGAGAGCUUGUACACACAGUUGCGUCGAAGCGCCGUCCGCCGCAGUCAAGAACCAAUAGGAGCUUGCUAUCGGCUCUUGCGGCGCACCAAUCGAAACCGCGACUUGCAGAGCGAAUGAAGUCAAGCAACUAUGAUCACAACGAACAUGGCGGCGUCCAGCGGUAGCGUCGCGACUUUUCCGUGUCCCCCCGGGUUGUCGAGGUUCCAACAAACAGAAAACCUCAGGAAUCUCUUCCUGGACUGCGUGCGGGGCUACAUUGCGCAGGCCGGCAGUGAGACGAACUGGCCCCUGGUUGUGCGGGCUACCACAGCCAUGAUCUUGCUCCAGCGACGGCGCCACCCCGGCCGCGAGUGGGUUCGAUCACUCCUCCGCUCCCGCGAAACUUUCGGUGAAUACCAUCAUUUAGUUCGCGACAUGCGUUUGGACAACGGGCAAGACUUUUUUCUGUACUUCAGAAUGACGAGGCAGAGAUUCGACCACCUCCUCUCGCUGGUCGGCCCCAGCCUACAGAAGGAGACAACCUUCUGGAGGGAGCCCAUACCACCAGCUGAAAGGUUGGCCCUGACAAUCAGGUACCUUGCUCAUGGAGCAUCCCAGGCCAUCUGUGCGAUGACCUUUCGGAUAGGGCGGUCUACCGCAAGUGAGAUCAUCCAAGAGACCUGCGAGGCCCUGCGUGCAGUAUUGGAACCCCUCUAUCGCCCUGUACCCAAUACUGCCCAGUGGGAGCGCAUCGCAGCAGGCUUCAGCACUCAGUGGAACUUCCCGAACUGUGUCGGGGCCCUGGAUGGAAAGCACGUGGCAAUUGAGGCUCUACCAGGUGCAGGCUCCGACACAUUCAAUUACAAAGGCUUUCACAGCAUUGUGCUGAUGGCCUGCUGCGAUGCGAGCUACAAGUUCACCCUGGUGGACGUCGGGCAGCCUGGGCGGUACAGCGAUGGCGGUGUGUUCCGCAACUCCGAGAUGGGCGAGCGGAUCCUGUCGGACACAGCAAGCCUGCCUCCGCCAGCGCACCUGCCCGACACAAGGACGAAGCUCCCAUUUGUGUUUGUGGGGAACGAGGCGUUUCCCCUGCUCACAAAUCUGAUGCGCCCCUUUCCUCGUAAGGGCCUGAAGUUACCACAGAAAGUGUUUAACUACAGGCUCUCUCGAGCAAGGCGCGUCAUUGAGAAUACCUUUGGGAUACUUGUGGCGCGUUGGCGCAUAUUCAGACAACCAAUCCAGGCGUCCGCGAAGACCUUGGAGGCCGUUGUCUGGGCAUGUGUCAGCCUCCACAACUAUCUCAGGGCAUCGGACGAGAGUGAGCGGGGGGAGCGCCUCUACUGCCCUACUGGGUACGUUGACACUGACAAGGAAGGUCACCCGGGCCAGAUCACCAACGGCCGCUGGCGGGUUGAGAGUGCUGACGGCACUGCUCUCUCGGAUGUGGGGCGUGUCAGCUCCAACACGCAUGCAACAGUUGCCAAAAGUGUCCGUGAGAAGUACAUGAAGUACUUCUGCAGCCGUCGUGGCGAGGUCCCAUGGCAAUACAAUAUGGUGUUGAGGGGAGCGGCACCGGCAGCACCUAAUGCCUAG